AUGAGUCGGAGCAGUCCGAGUAGCAGCAGCAGCGUGAAGGACUCGCCGCCGUUUUUUGUGAUUACCCGUCGAGAGGCCAUCUUCUGCCUCCUCCCCCUCGCCACGGCGCUUUCGCUGCUGCUCCUCGCCUCCGCCGUGGACAGUGGUGAUGCUGUCUCGGACGUCGGUGGUGGCGCGAGCGGCAAGAGGGAUUGCAGACGACGCUCACGAACGGGUCACUGCGUGGCGGAGCUCUUCAGCCUCUACGACGACGCGUACCAAUCGUUAUGGCCCAGCCGCGUGGACCUCGUAAUCCGCAGCCACGUGUCAAGCAGCUUCUUCCUCCUCGAGAUGCUCUUUGACAGCAUCGAGCAGAUGUGGCCACGUGGCAUUGGUGACGUCAUCCUCAUCCUCGACAGUGACGAGCGAUUGGCUGAGGACCUCAUUCCCACGUGGAUAAAAGUCUACUACGAGAUUAACAGGCUGAAUCUUCCAGGAAAGAUCCUGCAGCAGUGGAGCUACCUCUGGGCUGACAACUACACAACAGCCCCGUGCGUGGCCUUGAUUGACGAUGACGUCAUCUUCAACAUGAAAGUAACACCCGGGUUACUGUUCAACCUGAUAGAUGGCAAGCCGUACGUGAUUGGCAGCGCGCAGCGACAGCUGGACCACUGGUUACCGUCCACCAAGUUUUUCGUUGACGAGGACAAGUACUUCGCCAACUUCAUGGUGCAGCUGCCGUUCCUGAUGCCGACCAGCGUGCUGCCAAGAUUCAGAAGCCAUGUGGCGAAUCUGCACAAGGAUAAGGGCGGCAGCUUUGACUCCGCUUUCAAGUGGUUCUCGAAGCAUGGGCCGAAGUUUGAGCGGACCCAAAUUGCCCACACGACCAUUGGGAACUACAUGUGGGCGUAUGCUCAUGAUGAGGUGCACUGGGCCUUGGAAUGGACCAGUCACACGCCGAUCCCUCGCGUGGGCGUGCAUCUGCCCUACACGCAGCCGUUCGGCAUCGCCACAAAGCACGACGACAACGCGCCACGUGUCAUCAAUACGUAUGUUCAGGUGGCAGCUUACUACUUGCACGAGGGUGUGUGCCAUGCAUUGCCUGAUGGGGAGCUGCCUGGGUGUGAUGAUGUGAACCGCUUCCCUCAGAGGCAGAUAUGGCAGUAUGCCAUGGAUUGGUAUGACUGGCCUGCUAUCAAGAAGAAGAAGGCUAAUGCUACUAUAUUGUAUGAUCAGUACCGGAGUGAGCUGGCAUGCAUGUACUGGAGGGUAGCUCAGGCAGGUGGAGAGGAGUCCGCUGUGGUGGGGACAACUGUGCAGCUGAGAGGGGCUGAUCCCGCAGGGAGAAGAAGGGAGCUCUUGACACACCUUCAAGAGUGUAUCACCCCAAGGUAA
Closterium sp. NIES-65 is the source of this 1374-nucleotide messenger RNA. The record is from the annotation of a GenBank genome assembly. Lineage: Eukaryota; Viridiplantae; Streptophyta; Zygnematophyceae; Desmidiales; Closteriaceae.